AUGAAAUGUUUCAAUACAUCAAACAUUUUUGUAUUUCGUUCCAAAUGUCGUCGAAAUUACAGUAAAAUAAUAACAUCGAGUACAUCAUUUCUUUUAUUUCAAUGGCAUCAACGUAUUCAUUUUUAUCUAUCAAUCAUUGCAUUGUUCAUAGCAGGUUUAAUAUCUUAUUAUAAACCAUUUGGCCUUCUUUAUAAUUUCAAAUAUGUUAAACCAGAAACUUCAUUAAUUAUUCCUAUACGUAAUAAUUUAAUAGAGAAACAAAAGCAACAACAACAACAAGCUUAUGAGUGGCUUGAUAGCGUAUGGAAAAAUCCAAACAAUCACUCAAAUAUUAUUUCAAAUCAAACUGAUCAAUCACGUUUUUAUGAUUUUAUUCAUAUGCAAACUAUAAAUUCGUCUUUAUCGUCUUAUAAAUUGUUCGAGAAGCCAAAACAAACAUCAUCAAAUACUCAAACGGAUACCAGUGAUCAAAUUAUUAUUUCUAUUCUAUAUACUCAACAAGAUGUCGAUCAUCAUGAUGGCAAAUUUUACGUUGGUCAAGUACUUUAUCAACUUUUAAAAAAUUAUCAUCCACGUUUUAUUAUCACUUUAUGUGAAAAUGGAAAUGCGGAUGGUAAAAUAUCGGAUGAUAUUGAAUUAAUUCGACGAUUAGUACCUGCUUUUAUUAUUAAUACAACAAAUUCAGCGCAAACGUUGGAUAUGUAUGAACGAGAAAAACAAGCACAUUUACAAUGUAUUCUAGCAAAUUUUCAGUCAUUUCCAAAUGCUAAUUAUUUUCUAUUAUUACAAGACGAUGCUCAACCUAUUGGUGAUGAUUUUUAUCUUCGUUUUCUAUCUCUAAUUGAUUAUCGUGUAAAACAGCGAUGGCCAAUAGAUGGUUAUAGAAAACAACCAGCUUUUCUUAAAGUCUAUCAUCCAAGAUGGUUAACUGAUUAUCGACAUCCAUCAUUCUAUAUUAUCGUGCAAUUAAUUGCAUCGAGUCUUUUUCUCACAUUUUUUUCUUUUGCUUGUUUUUAUUUAUUUCAAAUCAUUAAACAGAGCAACCAAAAUAAUUCAAUGACGCAUACUAAUAAAUUCUCCUGGCAUUGCUAUGAUAUAUUUAUCAAUCGUCUCAAAUCGGGUGACUUAAAUCGAACUCAUUUUCUAUAUUAUUUUUUACUUUUCACGGCUGUACUUAUUUUACUAAAUCAUACUAAUGUAUCCUGGGCAUGGCGUUCGCUGCAUCCAUCGUUUUAUGCUAUUUAUCCAGCACCAUCCUGUUGUUUACCUGGUGUAGUCUAUUUUCGACAAACAUAUGUUCAAGUCACUGAUUAUUUGAAUAGUGUUAAAUGUUAUAAUGGAUAUGCGAUCGAUACAGCUUUUGAUGAUUUACCAAAACGAAUACAUCUGCAAACAUAUCUGGUCGAACCGAAUUUAGUUCAUCAUAUUGGUUUAUAUUCGAGACUUCGGCACAUGUAUAUUAAUCCAUAUUUACUUGAUUAA
Molecule: messenger RNA, 1482 nt
Organism: Rotaria socialis
Lineage: Eukaryota; Metazoa; Rotifera; Eurotatoria; Philodinida; Philodinidae
Source: the annotation of a GenBank genome assembly